AUGACUUUCGAUACGGAGAAAUUUAUUCGCGAAAUUGAAAACCGUAAAGCAAUAUGGGAUACAUCUUCAGAAGAAUACAGUGAUCGUGAUGUAAAGAAAAGAAAAUGGGAAGAAAUCACAAAUAUAAUGUGCGAGGACAAUUUAACAGCAAAUGAAAAAAGUGAAUUUGGUAAAUCUCUACAGCAAAAGUGGAAGAAUAUCAGGACUAGUUACAGCAGGGAAGUAAAACGCAGAGCCGGUGCUAAAAGUAGAGCUUCGUGUAAGAGUCCUUACGUAUAUUUCGAACAACUACAGUUUCUUAAGGCCACUGUAAUAAAUAAUGAAACUCAAAAUAGCAUGGGUGAAACGCGCCCUGCGGAAACCAACGAUGACAGCGAUUGUAUUCAAGAUAAACGACCCGUUUCCAAAAAGAAGAACACAUGUGACGACGAAAAUUUGGUUCAAGUAUUAAAGGAAAGUAUCGCAAUAAGGGAAGAGCGUGAAAGAAAGCAAGAAUCUGAUUCAGAUAGACUAUUUAUGCUUUCGCUUCUAGAAGAUUUUAAAAACAUUCCGGAACGUCGUAAACUUUCUACGAGAAUGGAGUUAAUUGACGUAAUAAAAACAGCUCAAAUGCCUUUUAUGGAAACUUACAAUUCCGAAUUUGGUGUGUUUCGCCAAGGUCAUGUUGAUUAUGAACCAGGGACAUCAACCGCCAGAUUAUUUAGACCAGAAACAUCGGUUAGUGGACAGUAUCGCCAUGUAUACUCGACUGAAUAUGGACCGGGAAACUCGAGCAGUAGGCAAUAUCGCCAUAAAUAUAAAUGA
Molecule: messenger RNA, 804 nt
Organism: Parnassius apollo (apollo)
Lineage: Eukaryota; Metazoa; Arthropoda; Insecta; Lepidoptera; Papilionidae
Source: the annotation of a GenBank genome assembly